AUGGAUUUGUUAAGUGACAGUUUAUUAGAUAAGAGAGGCAAGUUGCUGGAUUCCUUGUUAGCUGGGAAGAAAGUUAGCAUUUCUAAGAAAUCGAUAGAACCUGACUCGUUAGAAAAGAAGCAAGUAAGGGAAGCAGUUUUAAUAUUAUUAAGAUUAGGAUAUGAAUUCCAUAGUAUUGUGGAGGAGGGUGAUAUAAAUGCUAAUUUCCUUGAAGAUGUUUACAAAGAUAUGAGAUUGAAGAUCCCUUAUAAGGUUGAUAGUGGGAGAGAUACUGAGGAAAAGUUGAAUGAAGUAAGAGCAUCUUCAGAUAAUGUUCGUGAGAUUGAGAAUAGUAGUUCAAAAGAUGAUUCACCAAUGGUCGUUGCAGGCAACAUCCCUGAGGAAGAAUCAAAAUUGGUUAAAGAAAUUAAAUUACUUUUCUUACGAGAAAGGGUUUCCUUGAGUAAAAUUUUACAACUAAACAAAAAUGGAGAGUAUGGAAACAGACCACUUACUGAUACUGAAAUAAAUGAAUUAAAGAAACUGGCGAAUAUUACUCAAAAUUAUACUAAUGAAAUAAUAUCGAACUUGAUUGAAUCACAUAAUAGCAAUGAAGUUAAAGGAAAUACGUCAGCGUCGCAUACAUGA
Messenger RNA from Vanderwaltozyma polyspora DSM 70294, 627 nucleotides. RefSeq lists its product as uncharacterized. The record is from RefSeq and is a predicted model, not a curated record. The coding region runs from base 1 to 627 and encodes 208 amino acids. NCBI's taxonomy places the organism in Eukaryota, Fungi, Ascomycota, Saccharomycetes, Saccharomycetales, Saccharomycetaceae. The transcript has a single exon.